AUGGCAGCGUCAAUCAUCUUGGAUCCACAGCAGCCAUUUUACUUAUCCGGAGACACAGUGAAAGGCCGUGUUCGGUAUCAAUGCCUCAAACCCAGAGCCGUAGAACGCGUCGAGGUCAAGUUCUGGGGCCGAGUCAAGACUACCAUCAGCGAAAAGAAUAAUCUUAGCGGAUUGUACAACCAGUACCGAGACCGCGUCUGUCUCUUUGAGGACAACCUGAUUUCUGACGUCAACACUACCCUCGCCACUGGCGUCCACAACUGGCCUUUCGCCUUCACCUUCCCGACAACGGCCGCCCCAAGAGAAGUCAAAAGCUGGGAUUCGAAACGCACAGAAAAACAAUUGCCUGAGACGGUCCUACCUCCUUCUUUCCAGCUCAACGCCCAAGGCCUGCUCACCGGCUACUACAGCUUUAUAGCGUACUCGUUAGUAGCCUACGUCCACUUCAGCGACAGGAAGCUGAAGAAGAAGCCGGAAACCGCAGAGAUAUUGUUGGAGUUCAUCCCAUCCGCCGACGACAAGACUCCAGAAUUGGAAGGGGAUGCCCCGCACGACAAAGAUUGCAGCAUCCGCGGAUUUGAGCUCGUCCCGGAAAGUGAACGCCCGAAGCUGAAGAGGUUUAGUUUCAGCAACCCUACCAAGCCCACCUUUCGGUUCCGCAUCACUGCUUCAACACCAAAGUAUGUGAGACCAACCGAGCCUUGGAGGCUUUUGGUCGCUCUGGAAGUCUUACCACCCGAGUCCAAGGAUGUCACGGUCGCUACUCCGCCACAAUUCGUGUUGAAGUCGAUCAACAUCAAAAUGAACUCUAAGUUGGUGCUAAGGGUAGUACGAGGCAUGGAGCAUGUCCGCCAAAUCCGCGAAGACGAUGCCGGGGUUACUUUCCAGAACAUGGGAGUCCUCACGCCAGGAAAGCCAAAGGAGAUCGCCAUGGGUCAACUGAAAUACAAGCCAGCGACCACCAACUUGUCAAGCGUGAGCCGGCGAUACAAGCUGCUGGUCGAGGCGGUGAUUGAGACUGCGGACGGCGCACAAUCGUUCAAGCUGAAGUGCAAGGAGCCGGUAACUGUCGGGGCGCUGCCAGUGGGAGCUCGAGGCGGGGGUGAGGCUCAAGCACAGUUGAGAGGCAACAUUGAAAUGGCGAUUCUGAAGGAUCUGGCGGCGACGGCGGCAUUGGCGGGUCCUAUCUUGGAAAUGCUUGCAGGAUGA
Molecule: messenger RNA, 1209 nt
Organism: Lasiodiplodia theobromae
Lineage: Eukaryota; Fungi; Ascomycota; Dothideomycetes; Botryosphaeriales; Botryosphaeriaceae
Exons: 1
Coding region: 1-1209 (402 amino acids)
Source: RefSeq, a predicted model, not a curated record